AAUUUUUUUAUAUAUAAAUACCAAAAGAGAAAGAAUCAAUUUAACACGGUUCUUGCACUCUAUCAGUAUACUACUAUAUACACUUUCUACCUCAUUCCUUUCUCAUUUCUCUCUUUGCCAAACAAUUGGGCAAAGAUUUCACACUCAUUUCACAAAAUCCAACCAUUUCAAGAGCCAAUUAGAGCAGGAAGUAGUAUAAUUCUCCUCCCUUUUUUUACUCUCAACAUUGUUCCAAAUUUUCAAGAGAUCUAGUAGACUAGUACUUAUUAUUAGUUCAUUUUCAUCAGCAUCAUGGGAACACCAGCCAGAUAUAUAAACACAAGUAUAUGCAGAUCCUCACAUUCUCCGUUAUUACCAUUUUCAUUAAUCCUUCUACUUUCAGGUAUUCUGCCAGUAUCAGUGUUCUCAUUAGGAAUAAACUAUGGGCAAAUUGCCAACAAUCUUCCACCACCAGACAAAGUAGUCCCUCUAGUAAAAGCCAUAGGAGCAACCAAAGUUAAGCUCUAUGAUGCAGACUCCAAAGUCCUGAAAGCUUUUGCUAAAACUGGGAUCCAGUUCACUGUCACAGUAGGCAAUGAUUUACUCCCACAACUAGCUAAAGACCCAAAACAAUCACUUGAUUGGGUUAAGAAAAAUGUUCAAGGCUACUUACCUGAUACAAAUAUAACAUGUAUUCUUAUAGGAAAUGAAGUAUUAACAUACAAUGAUACUAUCUUAACUAGUAGUCUUGUGCCUGCAAUGCAGAAUAUGCAUUCAGCACUCCAGAAAUUAGGCUUAGAUGGUGAUAUUUGGGUAACUACAGCUCACAAUUUAGCCAUUCUUGAUACAUCUUACCCACCUUCAUCUGGUUCGUUUCGACAAGAUCUAAGUGGGUGUAUAACUCAAAUCUUGAACUUUCAUUCAAAAACAGGAUCCCCAUUCUUGAUUAAUGCAUACCCUUAUUUUGCAUAUAAAGCUAGUCCACAAGAAGUGAAUCUUGAUUAUGUCCUGCUUCAAGCUAAAACAGCAAAUAUUAUGGUAGACCCAGAUUCUAAUUUGCAUUAUGAUAACAUGUUGUAUGCUCAAGUUGAUGCUGUGUAUGCUGCAAUGGGACCCACUUUUAGUAAAAGAGUGGAAGUUCAAGUGUCAGAAACUGGGUGGCCAUCUAAAGGGGAUGAAGAUGAGUAUGGUGCUACUCCUGAUAAUGCUAAGAAAUAUAAUGGAAAUUUGAUUAAGCUUUUUAGUAAUAGUGCAAAAAAGGGUACACCCAUGAAGCCUAAUUGUGAUUUAAAUGUGUUUGUAUUUGCACUUUUUAAUGAGAAUAUGAAGCCAGGACCAAGUUCUGAGAGGAAUUAUGGGUUGUUUAAGCCUGAUGGUUCACCAGCUUAUUCAUUGGGGUUUCCUACAAUUCAAGCAGUUGGUAAUGGUUCUAGUUAUGGUGCUGAUGGACCGUCUUCGGCUGCAGCCGAAACUGCUGCUGGUAGUAGUGGUAGUGGUGGUGGUGGUCGCACUUCUUCUAGUGGUUAUCUCUCCAUUUCUUCAUCAACGGAAAGAUAUCCCUCAGCAGGUCUCACAGUAAUUUCAUUGGUUAUGAUGAUGAUGGGGAUGGUAGCAGUAAUUUAGAAUAGAUUAGUGAUGGUUAAGAGGUUAUUUAUAUUAUGAUAGAAUACAAUUAAAUUCUGAGUAGUGAGCCAAUUCCAGAUUUAUAAGAGAUAUUCGAGAAGAGUCUUCAGAUUUAGGGAAGAGAUAUUAGUUUCUUUGCUUGUACUGCUUGUUAAUAUCAUUAUUUUUUGACGACUCA
Molecule: messenger RNA, 1780 nt
Organism: Amaranthus tricolor (Joseph's coat)
Lineage: Eukaryota; Viridiplantae; Streptophyta; Magnoliopsida; Caryophyllales; Amaranthaceae
Product: glucan endo-1,3-beta-glucosidase 11-like
Exons: 3
Coding region: 292-1602 (436 amino acids)
Biological process (GO): carbohydrate metabolic process
Cellular component (GO): plasma membrane
Molecular function (GO): hydrolase activity, hydrolyzing O-glycosyl compounds
Source: RefSeq, a predicted model, not a curated record